Molecule: messenger RNA, 1796 nt
Organism: Cicer arietinum (chickpea)
Lineage: Eukaryota; Viridiplantae; Streptophyta; Magnoliopsida; Fabales; Fabaceae
Source: RefSeq, a predicted model, not a curated record
AUUUCCAUUAUUAUUAUUAUUUUAUUUAAUAAUUUUUUUCUUCCAAAUAAAAACAUAGUGAUGAGACACAAAAAAAACACAACCAAUCUUCAAUUCCAUCUUCAACUUUCCUUUCUUUUUCUUACUUCAAGAUUAUAUUUUUCUUUGACCCUUUUCCUUCGUUUAUCCAAAACAAUUCUCAUCUUCUUCAUCACCAACUUCUCUUUUCAACUCAAUUUCAUGCCCUUCUGUUUUAGAUCUUAGAUCUUUACUGUCGGUGGUUGAUCGGAGUAGAUGUCGCCGUCAAAUGGGUUGCAUAACGGCGGCAGCAACGGUGGUGGUGGUGGUGGUAAUAAUGGGUUGAGUUGUAUUCAACAUCAUGUUUCAAAAUUUGAUACUCUUGCUGGUGUUGCCAUCAAGUAUGGUGUUGAGGUAGCUGAUAUCAAAAGGAUGAACGGAUUGGCCACUGAUCUUCAAAUGUUCGCAUUGCAGACAUUGAGAAUUCCACUACCUGGACGACAUCCACCAUCUCCGGUUCCUGAUGAACCUGCCAAGUUGAGAGAAAAUAGCAGCGAAAGAAGACCGCCCCGCAUAGGUCAAUCUGCAAUGAAGGAACCUCUCCAGUCGUUAAGACUGAAACCACCGAAACAAAAGAUUUCACCAGCUAUGACCAUUUUACAGAAAUACUACGGACUCGACUCUUCACGUUCCCGGGAUACAUCUGGAGACACUGAAAUGGCAAUGUAUACAUCUUCUACUACUGAACAUUCCAGAGAGGAAUGGUUUCCUAAAGCCUCGCCAAUUCUGAACCAUCAUUCCAUGUCAACAAAUUCAGUGCUUGAUCUUCUGACCGGGAACGAUGAUGUGUUGGAGUACGUGCCUUCAACAGAUAUCGGAGACGGGGGAUCUGAUAAGUCUGACGAGAAAUCUGUCCGCAGACGUCAAAAAGUCGAUGUUGAUAAUGGAGGUAAUACACCAGAUAGUAAUGGAUCAAACGGCUCUUCUUCAACUGGAAAAGCAUUAUUCAUGAGGCCGAAAUCAGCUAGUCGAGUCACACUAUUCUCCGAGUCAGAAUCAGGAUGGUUAGAUUCUAUUCCAGUAGGGUUGGGAGAAUCAAUAUUUACCGACGGCCUUUCUGGAGUGCGCAAAUCAUCGAGCGCAUCAAGCCUUCGUGAGCAGGAAAAGUACAAUUUGGCAGCAACAAUCUGGCCAACCUCGAAAUGGAGUCUGAAACCAGAUUCCAUUUCCAAACCUAUCUUUGAUGGCUUACCGAUUCCAAUAACCGGCCGAAGAAGCAAAACCGCCCUCGAUUAGUGCAAACUAGUUCCAUUCGGUACAAACUAUUUUUUGACAUUACCCAAACACAAAUUGCAACAACUUGCAACUCUCGCCGGUUAUUAAGCCGGCGAAAAAAGGUAAAAAAAACAAACAAAUUACACGCGUAGGAUAUAUUUAUUCGAGGUAUAGGACAAAGGUGUUGAUGAUGAUCUCCCAAAGAGAAAGGGUGCAGCAGUAGCAACUGAGGAAAAUAUGCAUGAAAAAGAUCUGCAACUGGUUUGUUCAGUGAUUAAUUGUAUCAUGUUGUCAUAUUAUUGAAUACAUUAUGUAAGUAUUUAUGAAUUUUUUUCAAGAUUCAGACCCUUUAUACUGCAAUACCAUUUAACUUGUAUAAACAUGUUACAUGGGUAUUCUACUAGUUUUAUGUCUUAUAUUACUCAAUUACAAAUUGAUUCUUGUACCCUUAUUGGCUCAUGAGAGUUUAUUAACUUUGAUCCUUCAAAAAGUAUCAUGCUAUCUAUAUAUAUAUUUUUGGAACA